UAGGGUUUAUUGCAAAGAAUAUGAGUGGGGCAGGAAAGCCGGACUUUUUCUACAGAGAAGCUCAGCGCCUGGGUUAUGUAGCUCGCUCCGCCUUCAAGCUGCUUCAGAUUCAAAAGCAAUACAAGCUCAUAACACCAGGCUCCUGUGUUCUGGACCUUGGUUGUGCCCCUGGUGCUUGGCUUCAGGUAGCUUGUCAGAGCUUGGGUCCUAUAAAAAAUGGUGGCCUUGUUGUUGGCAUUGAUCUCAAGAAGGUGAAGGUUCCAGCCAUGCAUUGUGAUUCCAGGGUUCAAACUGUUUGUGCUGAUGUUAUGAAGCUCCCUAACGCCUCAGUCAGGGAACUUUCUCCACAGAAAGGGUUUUCUGUGAUACUCUCAGAUAUGUGUCCACUUGUAUCUGGGAUAGCAAGUAAAGAUGCAGCCUUAUCUCUCGAGUUAGGCAUGCAAGCACUGGAUUUGGCUGUUGGUGGAGCAGCAUUAGCUAAUUCCAACAAUGAAACUGAAGACGAAAGUCUUCCUGUAGCAAAUACAAGUUUAGAGGUUAAUGGUGUAUUAAAAAGGGGCGGUCAUCUUGUCAUAAAGCUUUUAGAGAGUGAAGAUGUGCAAGAUUUUAACCGCAUUUGCAAACCAUUAUUUAGAAAGGCAUCAUUGUUGAGGCCUAAAGCCACAAGAUCGACAUCGAGAGAGAUUUAUCUGAUAUGCCAAGGUCUGCAGUCACCAGCUAGAACAUAGUGUCACACAGAAGCGAGAGUGUACCCAAUUGCAACUGGCAACAAAUUGAACAAGAUUGACGUACCCAGAAAUUCCAGUUAUCUGCAGUCAUUUAUUACUCAAAUUGUAGUCUUGACUCUUGAGUCUCAAAAUCUCAAAUCGUGUUUUGUAUGUUCAGUGAGCUGGCCAACUUCAAUAAUCUUGUAAAGUUUUAGCUCAAAUUAGAUAUGGUAUUGAAGAAUGCAUGGUUUGCAUUA
Argentina anserina (silverweed cinquefoil) is the source of this 964-nucleotide messenger RNA. RefSeq lists its product as uncharacterized. The transcript is spliced from 6 exons. The coding region runs from base 21 to 728 and encodes 235 amino acids. Gene Ontology annotation, molecular function: rRNA (uridine-2'-O-ribose)-methyltransferase activity. NCBI's taxonomy places the organism in Eukaryota, Viridiplantae, Streptophyta, Magnoliopsida, Rosales, Rosaceae. The record is from RefSeq and is a predicted model, not a curated record. Gene Ontology annotation, biological process: RNA methylation.